AUGAUUCAACACGGAAACGAUCAGAGCCUUGGCCCUUCGUGGUACGCGAAUCUUGAGAACUACCUGCCCAAUAAAGACCUCAAGAUGUGGGUACCAAAGGAAGGGAAGACUCCACCCGACUAUCAGCUCCUGAAGAUCUACAGCCCAAAGAUGGCCAAGACUCUUGCGCGAUACAAAUACGACACAGGCCAUUGGGUUGCUCAGAGCUGCGAGAGUCUGACGCUGUAUGCCAUGGCAAGAUACGUGCAAAAAGCGCUAGGGAAUGUUUAUCCCCACCUGCCUCUCGCCCCAGAACCCCCGGUGAGCCCACCCACGGGAGGAGUCGAGCCCGCAUACACAGUUGGCUUUUCACCAUGCAUUCCGAUGGGACGGUCACCAUCAUCAAUUCAACUGCUGUGGAUCAUUUGA
Molecule: messenger RNA, 408 nt
Organism: Colletotrichum higginsianum IMI 349063
Lineage: Eukaryota; Fungi; Ascomycota; Sordariomycetes; Glomerellales; Glomerellaceae
Exons: 2
Coding region: 1-408 (135 amino acids)
Source: RefSeq, a predicted model, not a curated record